Hermetia illucens (black soldier fly) is the source of this 820-nucleotide messenger RNA. It is a transcript of the gene snf, whose product is annotated as U1 small nuclear ribonucleoprotein A. Gene Ontology annotation, molecular function: U1 snRNA binding. The transcript has 2 exons. Lineage: Eukaryota; Metazoa; Arthropoda; Insecta; Diptera; Stratiomyidae. Gene Ontology annotation, biological process: mRNA splicing, via spliceosome. The record is from RefSeq and is a predicted model, not a curated record. Gene Ontology annotation, cellular component: U1 snRNP. Bases 87 to 740 code for a protein of 217 amino acids.
ACUAUAUGCCGAGCUUGUUGGCUGUCAGAAGCAUAACCUCCAGGAAAAGUGACAUUUUUAGAUAAAUUUCCGGAUUUAUUGGUGUAAUGAUGGAUAUACGGCCAAAUCAAACUAUCUACAUAAACAACCUCAAUGAGAAAAUUAAAAAGGAUGAGCUGAAAAAAUCCUUAUACGCCAUUUUCUCACAAUUUGGUCAGAUUCUCGACAUUGUCGCGCUCAAAACAUUGAAGAUGCGAGGCCAAGCGUUCGUUAUUUUUAAGGAAAUUGCAAGUGCUUCAAACGCGCUACGUACAAUGCAGGGAUUUCCUUUCUACGACAAACCAAUGCGGAUAGCUUACGCGAAAACCGACAGUGAUGUGGUUGCACGAAUGAAGGGAACCUACAAAGAGCGGCCGAAGAAGAUCAAACCACCGAAGCCGGCACCGUCAGAGGAGAAAAAAGAGAAGAAAAAGAAGGCCGCAAAUAACGCCGACUCAGCGUCAGCUAACUCGACAGUGGAACAACCUCCGAAUCAAAUUCUCUUCCUCACAAAUCUACCGGAGGAGACAAAUGAAAUGAUGCUUUCUAUGUUGUUCAACCAAUUCCCCGGCUUCAAAGAGGUCCGUCUUGUUCCCAACCGACACGAUAUUGCUUUUGUGGAGUUCGCGACAGAGCUACAGAGCAGUGCGGCGAAGGAAGCACUGCAAGGAUUCAAGAUUACCCCGUCGCAUGCGAUGAAAAUUACAUUCGCUAAAAAGUAAAACAUUUUCAUUUUAAACGCAACCUUUUAUAUGUAAAAUAUUACAAACUAGAAUAAAAUCAAUUAAUUUGAAGUGAAUAA